AAAACACUCAGGUGAACGGAAUUGCGGAACCAGUCGACUGACACUCAGGCAGCCGCAGUGCCAGCGGGUUUCCUUUUUCCAGCUCUUGGCACCGACCGACCAGCAUCACUGCUACCAGCUACCCAGUCACUGCACUCUUUUCUUCUUGCGUGGCGUAAGACCAGAAGAGAGCCAUGAAGGGGCACUGUUUUUCCUUCCUCGUCGUCGUCGUCGUCCUGGCCGUUUUCGAGCCGACCCUUGCCGCCAAAAACAUGCGAAUGGCGUUUGAGAAGCUGACUGACUAUGACUACCGCGGCACCUCUUACUACACGGCGAAGAACCUGACCCUGAGCGAGUGCCAGGGCUGGUGUCGACAGGAGCCCAACUGCUUGGCCGCUGCAUUCAGCUUCGUGCCCAACCCGCUAACCCCCGUGCAGGAGACCCUGUGCCAGCUGCAGAACGAGACGCAGGCCUCCAACCCCACUGCCACCGCCCAGCGGGCCGUCAAUAUGUACUACAUGGUCAAGGUCCAGAUCAGAUCAGACAAUGUCUGCCCGCGUCCUUGGACCUUUGAGCGCGUGCCUAACAAAGCGAUCAGGGGCCUGGACAACGCUCUGAUCUACACCUCGAGCAAGGAAGCCUGCUUGGCCGCCUGUCUUAACGAGAAACGCUUCAUUUGCCGCUCGGCCGAGUACAACUACGCCAGUCUGCAGUGCCACUUGAGCGACACCGACCGCCGCACCGCCGGCACCGGACCUCUUAGCCAGCUCGUUGACUCUCCUGGAGUUGAUUACUUUGAGAAUCUCUGUCUUAAUGGUGCCGAUGCUUGCAAGGGCAAGAAGACAUUUACGCCUCCCAGAAUCGGUGUUGCCGACGAAAAGAUCUCUCAGUACGUGUCUCUCAACUUCUAUGUGGACAAGGAGCUGCAGGCUCCGUCUGAGGCAGCUUGCAAGCGUGCCUGCGAAGUGGAGUCAGAGUUCCUGUGCCGCUCUGCCCUUUACCGCGCUGACAAGACCUCGUACAACUGCCAGCUGUUCCACCUGGACCACCGCUCCCUGCCCGACGGCCCCAGCACCUUCCUCACCGCUGAGCGUCCUCUCAUUGACACCGGAGACAACGCUGGAGCCUACUUUGAAAAUUAUUGCGACCAGAAAACCACCUCUGAAAAUCUGCCUAUUACUGUGGACAAAAUCGAGGACAACACUCUGACAAAUGAAACCCGCUCAGACAUCAACUGCGACAAGACUGGAACCUGCUAUGACGUGACCGUCAACUGCAAGGACACUCGUAUCGCUGUGGCGGUGCGCACCAACAAACCCUUCAACGGCCGCAUUUACGCUCUUGGCCGCUCUGAGACCUGCAACAUCGAUGUUGUCGAGUCUGACAGCUUCCGACUGGACCUUACUAUGACUGGCCAGGACUGCAACACCCAGUCUGUGUCUGGAGUGUUCACCAACACUGUGAUUUUGCAACACCACAGCGUCGUGAUGACCAAGGCUGACAAGAUCUACAAGGUCAAGUGUACGUACGACAUGUCGCCCAAGGACGUCACCUUCGGCAUGAUGCCCAUCAGAGAUCCCGAUAUGAUCAGCAUCACUUCUGCUCCUGAGGCACCUCCCCCAAGGAUCAGGAUUGUGGACGGAUCUCUCAGGGAGGUCGAGACCGUGCGCAUUGGAGACAAGCUCACCUUCCGCAUCGAGAUCCCCGACGACACCCCGUACGGAAUCUUCGCCAGGAGCUGCGUUGCUAUGGCCAAGGACUCCAAGAGCACCUUUGAAAUCAUUGAUGAGAAUGGCUGCCCCGUUGACCCCACCAUCUUCCCCGCUUUCGAGCCCGACGGUAACGCCCUGCAAUCCGUGUACGAGGCCUUCCGCUUCACCGAGUCCUAUGGAGUCAUCUUCCAGUGCAACGUCAAGUACUGUCUUGGACCCUGCGAACCUGCUGCUUGCGACGCUGGCGUCCAGUCUUGGGGCAAGAGGAGGAGGCGUUCCGUCAACUCCACUGAGGAGGCUUCCGAUGAUGACAUGUCCAUCAGCCAAGAAAUCCUGGUGCUCGACUUUGGAGAUGAGAAGAAUAAGGACUUCCUGCGCUCGGUCGAGCCUGGCAGGACGCCCUCUGCUGAAUUUGAUGAGCCGCUGGUGACUCCCGUGAGCAGCGAGCAGUGCUCUGGUCGCGGCACCCUGCUGGCCCUGUCGGUGACCUGCGCCCUGCUGGCUCUGCUCUACGUCAGCACCGUCAGCUGCUACUGCGCCAAGAACUGGUUGAUGCCCCGCAAAGGCUUCGUGGACGCCUAAUCGACUGAUAAACGAACUCUUUUUUAACCCUUUUAGCCGUGUUCCCUUUUUCUUCACGCGUCGUGUCAAAACAGAAAAUUAAUAAUUACGCUCUCAGACUGCAGAUUCGACUGGAAUCUUUGUUUUUCGUCGUGAAGAUUUCAGUUGAAUGGUAGCGUGUCAGGCAUUUUCAAACUAUAUUUGAUAAAGGAGUCCCAAGUACAAACGAUAGUGAUGAAUGCUGAGAAAGGGCACAUUGUUGAACACACCACAAUCGACGAAAUAGUUACUAGUAAUUGAUGCAAUUGAAGGACCAGUUUUAUUUCCGUUUUUAAGCAGAGGAGAGCUCUUUACUCCUUUUCGUAGUGACCAUCUCAAAAUGCCAACUGACUUUAAUAUUUUUGUUAUAUUAACGAAAUUAACCACACAGCCGAUUGGCGUGAAUUCUACUGCAUUUUGCCCUAUGUGUCGUUCGAAGAAAGUUUUUGUAAAAAGAGAGUAGAGUUCACUCCAAACCUGAGUUUCUGUGAGAGGAUAUCUGCACAAAGAUGCCUGGUUCAUUGUUUUUGUGCACUUAUCCCGGUUCUCAAGGAUGGAAAAUGUAGCGGAGGGUGUUGGGUAUACAAAAGGCCUUUUUGCUGCGCCAACGAGCCGGAAAGCAGCGAAAACGGCGGGAUUUUAACCUCUUAACAAAUUAAAUUAUCCUUAUUUAUUAUUUAUUUUGUGAGUAGAACAAAGCAUGACUAAUAAAACACAGAAGCGUAUUGAAUUCUUUUACCAUUUGUGCCGUUUGUAAAUAUAUUAUUUAUUGUACCGUCUGCUAACUCAAAUAAAAUGGAAAGCUGAGAAAUGAACUUUCAUAUGAAAA
This is a messenger RNA of Cloeon dipterum, 3120 nucleotides long. It is a transcript of the gene tyn, whose product is annotated as trynity. The record is from RefSeq and is a predicted model, not a curated record. The coding region runs from base 174 to 2273 and encodes 699 amino acids. The transcript is spliced from 14 exons. Lineage: Eukaryota; Metazoa; Arthropoda; Insecta; Ephemeroptera; Baetidae.